Molecule: messenger RNA, 1916 nt
Organism: Leptonychotes weddellii (Weddell seal)
Lineage: Eukaryota; Metazoa; Chordata; Mammalia; Carnivora; Phocidae
Gene: LHX2
Product: LIM homeobox 2
Biological process (GO): regulation of transcription by RNA polymerase II; neuron differentiation
Cellular component (GO): nucleus
Molecular function (GO): DNA-binding transcription factor activity, RNA polymerase II-specific; RNA polymerase II transcription regulatory region sequence-specific DNA binding
Source: RefSeq, a predicted model, not a curated record
GGGCCGCGGUGGCGAUGCACCGGGCCCGUUAGCGCCAGGAGCGCCAGGCAGCUGAGGCGGGGGGCAAGCCCUCCCGCGGAGGAGCCGCGCCCCCGGCCCCGCCGGUCCCGCCGCGAUGCUGUUCCACAGUCUGUCGGGCCCCGAGGUGCACGGGGUCAUCGACGAGAUGGACCGCAGGGCCAAGAGCGAGGCUCCCGCCAUCAGCUCCGCCAUCGACCGCGGCGACACGGAGACGACCAUGCCGUCCAUCAGCAGUGACCGCGCCGCGCUGUGCGCCGGCUGCGGGGGCAAGAUCUCGGACCGCUACUACCUGCUGGCGGUGGACAAACAGUGGCACAUGCGCUGCCUCAAGUGUUGUGAGUGCAAGCUCAACCUGGAGUCGGAGCUCACCUGUUUCAGCAAGGACGGAAGCAUCUACUGCAAGGAAGACUACUACAGGCGGUUCUCUGUGCAGCGCUGCGCCCGCUGCCACCUGGGCAUCUCAGCCUCGGAGAUGGUGAUGCGUGCUCGGGACUUGGUUUAUCACCUCAACUGCUUCACAUGCACCACGUGUAACAAGAUGCUGACCACGGGUGACCACUUCGGCAUGAAGGACAGCCUGGUCUACUGCCGCUUGCACUUCGAGGCGCUGCUGCAGGGCGAGUACCCCUCGCACUUCAACCAUGCCGACGUGGCGGCGGCUGCAGCCGCAGCAGCCGCGGCCAAGAGCGCCGGGCUGGGCGCGGCCGGGGCCAACCCGCUGGGUCUUCCCUACUACAAUGGCGUGGGCACGGUGCAGAAGGGCCGGCCGAGGAAGCGCAAGAGCCCCGGCCCCGGGGCGGAUCUGGCGGCCUACAACGCUGCGCUGAGCUGCAACGAGAACGACGCGGAGCACCUGGACCGCGACCAGCCCUACCCGAGCAGCCAAAAGACGAAGCGCAUGCGCACUUCCUUCAAGCACCACCAGCUUCGGACCAUGAAGUCUUACUUUGCCAUUAACCACAACCCCGAUGCCAAGGACUUGAAGCAGCUGGCGCAGAAGACGGGCCUCACCAAGCGGGUCCUCCAGGUCUGGUUUCAGAACGCUAGGGCCAAGUUCAGGCGCAACCUCUUACGGCAGGAAAACACGGCUGUGGACAAGUCGACAGAGGCAACGUUGCCGACGGGGACGCCAUCAGGGCCGGCCUCCGAGCUCUCCAACGCCUCGCUCAGCCCCUCCAGCACGCCCACCACCCUCACAGACUUGACCAGCCCGGCCCUGCCAACUGUGACGUCCGUCUUAACUUCUGUGCCUGGCAACCUGGAGGGCCACGAGCCUCACAGCCCCUCACAAACGACUCUCACCAACCUUUUCUAGUGACUCACGCCCUCCCCCCCCCAAUUUCUUUAAAAAAGAAAUUAUCUUUAGUUGAAUUCCAAGUGUAUUUUAAAAUAGAGGCUUUGAGCAACUAACUAACCACAUUUUAGGAUCUCGCCUGGAAACAGAGGAAGAAAAUAAUUGUGCGUCCGGCUAAUGCAGCAGUGUGGACUUGAGGAAUUACUUGGAAAAUCUAUCUGCAACACAACAUUUGUGUCACUGUACAGUUUUGUGGACUGAGCGAGGAAAAACAACAAAUAAUUUAAGUUGGCUAGAGCUUCUGUAUUUUCAAAGACUGCCACGUGCCUUAGGAAUACUGUUUUAUCUCCAUACUUUGGAUGACUUGUUCAUUUUUCUCUCCCUCUUUUUCUCUCUGUAUAUUUAUGACCAGAGCAAAAAUGUAAAAAAAAAAAAAAAAAAAAAGUUUGUUACUUUGAAUAGUCCUAAAAAGAAAAAAAAAAAAAAGGAAAAAUCAAACCCCCUCCAACGGUCGCUUUGUUGUUUUAGAAUUUUAAGGUGGAAGUCUGUUCGAAUAUCAGAAUUUGUAAAAUCUAACCAGUAAUAAAACCACUUAUUGAAA